UCGCACAGUCGCAUUCCAAUCCCAAUUCCCACCUCAGCACCUGGCCAAUCGCCACAAACCCUAUCCCCAAAGGCCAAAACCCCUGGCGCUGCGCACCACCGCGAUGUCGGCGACGGCCAUCCGCUCCGGCGAGCUCCUCGCGUUCCCGGCCGCGCUGAGGCGGGGCGCGCCCGUGUCUGCCGCCUCGUUCGUGUCGUUCCGGAUGAGGGCGGCGGCGGCGGCGGGGCGCGUGGCGGUGAGGGUCGUCGCGGCGGCGGCGGAGGGGGCGGGGGCGGACGCGGACGCAGGAGGGAAGCCCAAGCCGAAGAAGAGGGCGGCGAGCGGGAUCAUGAAGCCGAAGCCGAUCUCGCCGGAGCUGCGGGAGUUCGUCGGGGGCGCGGAGGAGCUGCCCAGGACGGAAGCGCUCAAGAUCAUCUGGGCUCACAUCAAGGGCAACAACCUCCAGGAUCCUGCCAACAAGAAGAUAAUAGUCUGUGACGAUAAACUGAAGAAGAUAUUUGGAGGGCGUGACCGUGUUGGGUUUCUUGAAAUCUCUGGGCUCCUCAAUCCCCACUUCCAGAAAUGAUAGAUUUAUGUAAAUCUUGCUUUUUUGUACUAGCCAAGACUGUUGUGUCAGUAUCUUUAGCUGAACCUGGUACGGAGGGUCUUAAUUCUGCUUUAUGAAUGGUUUGCAGUAAAGGGUUUGCUGCCUUUUUUCUCAUCAUCAA
Brachypodium distachyon (stiff brome) is the source of this 707-nucleotide messenger RNA. RefSeq names its product zinc finger CCCH domain-containing protein 19. Lineage: Eukaryota; Viridiplantae; Streptophyta; Magnoliopsida; Poales; Poaceae. The coding region runs from base 104 to 565 and encodes 153 amino acids. The record is from RefSeq and is a predicted model, not a curated record. The transcript is spliced from 2 exons. Gene Ontology annotation, cellular component: nucleus.